Molecule: messenger RNA, 903 nt
Organism: Fusarium keratoplasticum
Lineage: Eukaryota; Fungi; Ascomycota; Sordariomycetes; Hypocreales; Nectriaceae
Product: Abhydrolase-3 domain-containing protein
Exons: 2
Coding region: 1-903 (300 amino acids)
Molecular function (GO): hydrolase activity
Source: RefSeq, a predicted model, not a curated record
AUGACUUCUCAGUUCGCCGGUCUCCAGGCUCUCCUGGCCCCAGCCGAUCCCCAGCCGUACAGCACAGUAUCGACUCAAGACAACACUUACGAAGGCACCAAGUAUCGCAUCUAUACCCCACACCGCGAAACCAACGCCCAAGACUGGCUUCCCAUUGGCGUUUUCUUCCAUGGCGGUGGCUUCGUCUUGGGAGAUCUUGAGACUGAGGAUGCGCUUUGCCGAGCAAUUGCUCAGAAUGCAAACACUUUGAUCAUCAGCGUGAACUACAGAAAAGCGCCAGCCCACAAAUCACCAGCACAGCUGCAGGACGCUCUCAAAAUGUUCCAAUGGGCAUACCACAAUGCGACGGCUUUGGGUGGUGAACCAAACAAACUCUAUACCAUUGGUACCUCGGCUGGUGGCGCCCUUGCCUUUGCAGUGGCACGCAAAGUCGCACUUGGCUCUACGGAACUGCCCAAGGACGCCGUGAAAGGCAUCGCUGCCUUCAGCCCGGUCAUGUUCCACCCUGAUAAUGUGCCGGAGAGAUAUCACUCACAGCAUACAGCAUUCAAGGAUAACGAGAAAGACACCCCGAUCAUCGACGUGGCAUCCCUGAUGUCCUUCUUCAAUACAUGCAAUGCGAAAGCAGAUGACGCCGACUACUUUGUUGGCCUCGAUCAAGCCAGUCACGGCCUUUUACCCACGACGUAUAUAGUGACGUGUGGUUUGGACCCUUUGAGAGACGAUGGGAAGAUCGUGGCCGGUUCAAUGAAGAGCCAAGGCGUCCAUGUCAGAACUGACCAUUAUGACGGUCUGCCGCAUUGUUUUUGGAUGUUCCCUACCCUACCUGAGACUAGAGAGUUCCUGCGAAAAGUCUUUUCGGUGUUAAGUGGGUUAUUGAGAACAUGUAAGAGACUGAUGUGA